CCAGUCCGUGGAGAGGAGGGGAACAGGUGGACGUCCAUGGACGCCACGGCGGAUCCCCUGCUGCCCCAACCGGCAGCCGCCGUGGACCACCUCGGCCGCCCAGUCUCCCGCCUCACCUCCGGCAGUUGGCCUGCCGCGUUCUUCAUCAUCGGCGUGGAGAUCUCGGAGCGGUUCGCCUACACCGGCAUCUCAGGGAACCUCAUCACCUACCUCACCGGCCCGCUGGGGCAGUCCACGGCGUCCGCCGCCGCGACCAUCAACGCGUGGAGCGGCGUCGCGCUCCUGCUGCCGCUGCUCGGCGUGGCCGCCGUCGCCGAUUCCUGGCUCGGCCGUUACCGCACCGUAGUCUGCGCCUCUCUGCUCUACAUCCUGGGCCUGGGCAUGCUCACACUGUCAUCAAUUCUUGCGACACAACUACCAGCAAAAUUUGGAGACCGCAUGGAUUCCGCUCUAUACUCGACUUCGGCUGCUCAUUUACCCUUCUUCUACAUCUCCCUGUAUAUGGUGGCCUUUGCUCAAGGUGGGCACAAACCUUGUGUGCAAGCAUUUGGGGCAGACCAAUUUGAUGAGAACGACCCUCAAGAAUAUGCCUCGAGGAGUUCCUUCUUCAACUGGUGGUAUUUUGGGACUUAUGGAGGCACUCUUGUUACAGUUUCAAUCUUGAAUUACAUUCAAGAUAACAUAAGCUGGCAGUAUGGGUUUGGAAUCCCUUGUGUCGUCAUGUCUCUUUCUCUUGCAGUUUUCUGGCUUGGGACCAGGACUUACCGCUUUUACCCUGUAAGAAGUGACGGAAGUUUAUUGGGACAGAUUCGCAAAUACCUUUUAUCAUUAAUUAGGACCUGGCAUGCAUCAUGGUGUGGGAGAUCGCCUGAUGAUUCUCACUGCAUGCCAACAUCGACAUCCAGGGAAGCCAAGGAUAAUGCAGAAAUGACAUGUUUCCCUGAUGAAGCCAAGUCAGUGCUUAAGUUGUUUCCGAUAGGGGCAACCUGCCUAAUCUAUGCAGUUGUUUUUGCCCAGUGGAUGACGCUGUUCACUAAACAAGCAAGUACACUAGAUAGGUGGAUAGGUAGCCUACAGAUACCAGCUGCUGCCCUACAAAGCCUGAUCAGCGUGUCAAUCGUCAUCUCAAUUCCUAUAUAUGACCAGAUACUCGUUCCGCUAGCCAGAAAGUACUCAAAGAACCCCUGUGGUAUCACACCCUUGCAAAGGAUUGGAACCGGACUAGCCAUCUCAGUGAUCUUGAUGGUUGUCGCGGCCCUCGUGGAGAUGAGAAGGCUCAGGGUAGCGAGAGAAUAUGGCCUAGUGGACAAACCUGAAGCAACGAUUCCGAUGAGCUUUUGGUGGGUGGUACCUCAGUUCGUCCUGACCGGCCUGGCGGACAUGUUCACAGUGGUGGGCUUGCAAGAAUUCUUCUACGACCAAGUGCCGGAGGAUCUGCGCAGUAUGGGCCUUGCCUUAUACCUGAGCAUAUUCGGGGCCGGGAGCUUCGGCAGUAGCAUUCUGGUGUAUGCGAUUGACUGGGUAACCAGCAACGGCGGAGAUAGUUGGUUCUCGGACAAUCUAAACCGAGGCCAUCUCGAUUACUUCUACUGGCUUCUGGCCGUGCUCAGCGUUCUUGGGCUGGCUGCUUUUCUUUACUUUUCACAAGUGUAUAUCCACAAGAAGAAGGGCAUUUCCGAACAAUGACUGGCAGCUGAGAUGCCUGAAGUCCAUGGGUUACCGCCCAUAGCCUUUUCAAAGUCCAUGGAUCUGGAAGAUGGGCUGAAGCUUUGCUUUAGGCUGUCGUACAUAUAGGACAUUCUUCGUAAAUAGGUAAAGUCACCACCGUAAGCUGAGGCGGAUGAUCGGGCCUGCUUGGACGCUGCUGCUUCAGCCGGCCGAACAAGAUCGGUGCUAGAUCCCUCAACAAUCACACUGCCGGAUCAAAUGAGAAUUUCUGCUGGGAAGUUCAUCAAUGUCCUGAGUUGAGAUGUCGGUUUGCAUUCGGUUCAUGAAGUUUCUCCCAAUUGUUGUACUAAGCGUCUGUCGAUUCGAUUUCUGAGGUGUGCAGUAUACAACGAGUUUUUGCAUUGGAACUUUUGAAAAUACAGUUUCUUCAAUGUCGCACGGUGCUCUGUAAAUACGUUAAAAUGGUGUAUCAACUCUUCUGUUCAGUACAGUGGUAAAUGCUAAGCUCAAAGGGUGCUUGGAUCCAA
This is a messenger RNA of Hordeum vulgare subsp. vulgare (domesticated barley), 2195 nucleotides long. RefSeq names its product protein NRT1/ PTR FAMILY 5.10-like. The record is from RefSeq and is a predicted model, not a curated record. Gene Ontology annotation, molecular function: tripeptide transmembrane transporter activity; dipeptide transmembrane transporter activity. Lineage: Eukaryota; Viridiplantae; Streptophyta; Magnoliopsida; Poales; Poaceae. The transcript has 4 exons. Bases 37 to 1686 code for a protein of 549 amino acids. Gene Ontology annotation, cellular component: membrane. Gene Ontology annotation, biological process: transmembrane transport; dipeptide transport.